UAACAUCAGUGAUGCACAAGUGGAAAAGAAGGGGACACGUUCUCCUGGCACAGCUCUGACACCCUUGGAUUAUCCUGUGGAGCCGUAGGAACUAGGAAAUGUGCCGCUAAACCUAAACGUAAUCAUUUUGUGAUCGUUGGUGUCUUGGUGAGGUCUCCUUCAAGUUCCUUACUUCCUUUAGAAAACAAAUCACAGUGCUAAUUAUUGGCAGCAAAAUUUCCCCUCCUCAAUUAACAUGUAAUAUCCACGUGCAAUAAUUUCACAACUCUGGCACCUUCCCAAGCAAAAGCGGCACAGGGGAGGAGACGAAGCUCUUAAAGGCGUUAUCACUUCAUCUCUGCCAUUUGGUUUCCUCUUGAUUCUUUUGGCAAAAUUUAUUUUUUUGCAUACCAGCAGUGAUCCUUCUCGUCGUAUUUCCGAGCGAAAGAGAUUUUGUGUGUGUGUGUGUGUGUGUGUUCUGCUCUUUCACGAUUUCUUUUCGUCUCAUCAAACCAAAUCCCCAUUUCCCCCAACCGGGUGGCGUCACGGAACAAGAACACGACCGGUUUCUGUUCCCUAGAUCUGCGUGGAGGCGGCGAGGAACCCGAAUCCGGCAAAAGGGUUUGCGGUUGAUUGGCAGCAGUGUACGUCAAAAUCCAAUCUUGGCGCCCGGCCGUACGCCGUCGCCUUCUUCCUGCGGUGAUAAGGAGAGGAGAGGAGAAGGCCGGAGAUGGUGCCAUGGGAAGGGUACCUGAGCGACGAGACGAUGGGCACCUUCGCGCCUAUCGUGUUGUACUGGCUGUACGGCGGCGGCUACCAGCUGAUCCUGCACCGCCGGCCGCUGGAGCGGUACAGGCUCCACACCCGGGCCGAGGAGGAGGAGAAGAACCUCGUCAGCCUCCCCACCGUCGUCCGCGGCGUGCUCCUGCAGCAGUUCGUGCAGGCCAUCGUCGCGAUGAUCUUGUUCAUGGUUACUUCAGAUAGUUCAAAAACUGUAGUUCAGCCACCUCUCGUGGUUCAAAUCUUUCAGUUUUUAGUUGCAAUGCUCGUGAUGGAUGGAUGGCAAUAUUUGGUCCACCGUUACAUGCACCAAAACAAAUUCCUCUAUCGGCAUAUCCAUUCACAACAUCAUCGGCUUAUUGUUCCUUAUGCUAUUGGAGCCCUCUACAACCAUCCAUUGGAGGGGCUACUUUUGGACACUUUAGGUGGUGCCAUCUCCUUCUUGUUCUCUGGUAUGACACCAAGGACUGCUGUGUUCUUCUUCUGUUUUGCUGUACUAAAAACAGUCGACGAUCACUGUGGACUGUGGUUACCGUAUAACAUCUUCCAGCACUUGUUCCAAAAUAACACUGCCUAUCAUGAUAUCCACCAUCAGCUCCAGGGAUUAAAAUACAAUUACUCUCAGCCUUUCUUCUCAAUCUGGGACAGAAUACUAGGAACCCACAUGCCCUACAACUUAGUCAGCCGGAAGGAAGGUGGAUUUGAAGCAAGGCCGUUGCGAGACUAGACUGUACUCUUGGAAGUAUAUAGACCUCCAGUGAAUGAUUGAGAUACAAAUGCUCUGCCUCCCUUUCACGUGAUUAGAAGGUCACAGGGCCCAUCCAACUUCUAAGAUGAUGAAGCUGUUCCAGUACUCUCAGUUCUUUUCGCAGGUUGGUGGAAGCCAUAUGCUACUUGGGGUGAGACUGAAGCCAUACGUUAGAGCUUUCACUUCGGAUGUGUUUGGUACUGUAUGGUUUGUAUGCAUGGUUUUCUUUAUCACAUCUCUUUUUUGUGCAAAGCUGCCAAUUACAUUGCUGUGCAGAUAGUGUAUUUGAAAAUCACACUUCUGUAUGUAGCCAAUUUUUCAUGUAAUUGAAUCUCUGGGCAUGAUCGGUACCAUCA
Messenger RNA from Phragmites australis (common reed), 1863 nucleotides. Its product is annotated as very-long-chain aldehyde decarbonylase GL1-9-like. Gene Ontology annotation, biological process: lipid biosynthetic process. The record is from RefSeq and is a predicted model, not a curated record. Gene Ontology annotation, molecular function: oxidoreductase activity; iron ion binding. The coding region runs from base 710 to 1486 and encodes 258 amino acids. The transcript has 2 exons. Lineage: Eukaryota; Viridiplantae; Streptophyta; Magnoliopsida; Poales; Poaceae.